Messenger RNA from Eupeodes corollae, 1453 nucleotides. Its product is annotated as chymotrypsin-like protease CTRL-1. The record is from RefSeq and is a predicted model, not a curated record. Bases 215 to 1342 code for a protein of 375 amino acids. Gene Ontology annotation, molecular function: serine-type endopeptidase activity. The transcript has 7 exons. Gene Ontology annotation, biological process: proteolysis. Lineage: Eukaryota; Metazoa; Arthropoda; Insecta; Diptera; Syrphidae.
CUCAAAUACUGAUGGAUUAGUUAGAUUCCAUACUUUUGACAAUUAAUACACGAAGGUAUUUUUAUGUCGAUCGGUUGAUACAUUUAUUUUAAUUUCAGUUAAAGUUUGACGUAUUCAUUCAGUUUCAGUUUAAAGUGAUCGACGUAGUUGAACAGAACAGGACAAAUUCAUAAGUUAUUAAUAAAUUAAAACACUAAUUUUAAAACUAUACAGAAUGCAAUAUUGGAUAAAAUUAAAUUUAAUAUGGAUUGUAACGUUUCAAACUCUAUUUAUCGGCGGCAUUUGUGAAAAAGGCGAUUUCGACAGUCUUCUCGUUCACUCCAACGAAGGAUCAAGCUACUUGACUCGUGAUCUACCUAAGGAACGAUCUUAUUAUGGUUCUACUACUGAAUGUGCAGCCGGAACUGAAUGCAGUCCAAUGCACGAAUGCCCUUUGGUCAUAUAUGAAGUUGCAAAGAUGUGUUUCUACGGAGAAAAGACUCUAUUUUGUGGCAGUGGAGAGGAUACACCUUACGUGUGUUGUCCCAGCAGUCCACUUGAAAAGAACCAAGUCUGUGGUAAGGCAUUGGUACAAGGCCAUUUCUAUAAAGGUUUAGGUUCAUAUCCAUUUAUUGCCAGAGUGGGAUUUAAACAUGUUAAUACGGGAAGUUUUGCAUAUCCUUGUGCUGGAUCGAUCAUUGCUCGUCGAGUUAUUUUAACAGCUGCUCAUUGUGCUUUGGCCAAGGCUGAUGGUCAUCGGCUAUCGUCAGUUCGUGUCGGGGAGUAUGACACUUCUACAGACCCAGACUGUGCCAGUACUGGAUUUUGUGCUCCAAGAGCGGUGAACCAUGCAAUUAGUCAUGUGAUUGUUCAUCCAGAUUAUAAACAGGGUCAGUACCAUCACGACAUUGCGUUGCUUGUGUUAAAAACACCGUUUAAUUAUUCGGUUGCAACACAACCUAUUUGUUUACUUAAAUCAAGAACAAAUUUAGUUGUUGGAAAGAGGGCGAUAAUAGCUGGGUGGGGAAAGAUAUCAACAUCGAGUAAACGUGCCUCUGAUAUGGUUCAAAUGGAUGUACCACUUACUAGUUGGGAUAUGUGUCUUAGAAAUUAUGGAGCUACAGGUGCACUGGAAUCUCCAAAUUCAAUUGAAGGCCAGUGGAUGUGCGCUGGAGGCGAAGGAAAAGACGUUUGUCAGGGUUUUGGAGGUGCUCCAUUGUUUAUCCAAGAAAGUGGAAUCUAUUCACAGAUUGGCAUAAUGUCCUUCGGAUCGGAUAAUUGUGGUGGUUUACGUAUACCAAGUGUUUAUACUUCGGUAUCGCAUUUUUCAGACUGGAUUCAUGAUAAUACACCUCUGGAUUGAUAAAUUAUAAGCUGUUCAUCUGAGCAUUAUUUCCUAGAGAAGUCUUGAGUGUGAUAUGAAAUUUAAGUUCGGUUCUAAAUUUGAUUAAUAAAUAAACUAAAAUAGUUCAUA